UAUGUUUAUGGAUUGUACCCCGAGUCUACCAGCGCAAGGCAGGCAAUUAGUGGAUAGUGAGGGAACCAAUAAGUGUCAUAUGUCAACUGAACAUUUAACUUCCUGCAAAAGUCGAAGAAGGAAGUUUUGAACAGGAGAACACUUUCAUGUUCUUAAUCUGAUAUUCAUAGAGAGUCUAGAAAGGAAAGGAGAGUAACCAUAACCAUAAUUCCAAAGACUGUAAAAUGAACGAAUUAACCUUGUGAACUCUUGAAACUGGCAAAAGUCUGAAGUAACGCUACAACCAUGGGGUGUUGUCAGUCGAAACCCAAAGACUUGACCCUUACGGAUAUAGGCAAAGAUGCUGAGACAAAAGGGGGCCGAAGGAACAGCUACAGUAAGGACCCAACCAAUCUCCCGACCACCAGAACUGAUGCUCCAUCUGCACAAGCCCCAUCAGGUCCUCAGAAGCGAGUGCAUGCCCUGUAUGACUACAAUGCCAGGACGGAAGACGACCUCUCUUUCAAAAAGGGGGACAUCUUGAUACUACUUGACCAAACUGAAGAAAAUGAGGACUGGUGGUAUGCCCAGCACACGGACCCCAAGUACAACAACCAGCAGAUGGAGGGAUACGUGCCCCGCAACUACGUGGCUCUGGAGGAUACACUGGAGUCCCAGGAUUGGUUCUUUGGAAAGGUCACACGUAAAGAGGCGGAGAGAAACCUGCUGGUGAAGGAAAAUCCAGUCGGGGUGUUUUUGAUACGGGAGAGCGAGACGUGUCCAGGGAGCUAUGUGCUUUCCAUACAUGAUCACGACCAGACAAAACAGGCUCCAGACUGCGUCAAACACUAUAAGAUGCGCAACAUGGAUGACGGCGGGGUGUAUAUCGCGGCGCGCAGACCAUUCAGAAACAUCAUGGAGCUUGUGGAACAUUACAAACUUGCAGCAGACGGCCUGUGUCGAGCCCUGUCGUCUCCCUGCCCUAGGGCUGCCCCUGUCAUGGUGGACCUAAGCAGGGAAACAAAGGAUGCCUGGGAAAUUGACCGCUCCACCCUGCAACUCAUGGACAGGCUUGGUGCUGGACAGUUUGGGGAGGUUUGGAAAGGCAAAUGGAACAAGACGACGUUCGUGGCGGUCAAGACGCUGAAGCCAGGCACAAUGUCUAAGGAGGCGUUCCUGGCAGAAGCCCAGAUCAUGAAGCAGUGUCGGCACGACAAGCUCGUCAGGCUCUAUGCUGUCUGCUCCAAGGAGGAACCCAUAUACAUCGUGACGGAACUCUUGAAAGACAGUCUCUUGAAUUACCUGCGCGAGGGCGACGGCAGAUUUCUGAAGUUCCCGGAUAUGGUGGAUUAUGCUGGGCAGAUUGCUAGUGGCAUGGCAUACCUUGAGAGAAACAAGCUGAUUCAUAGAGACCUUGCGGCCCGAAAUGUUUUAAUUGGCGAUAACGGCACUGUCAAAGUGGCCGAUUUCGGACUCGCAAAAAUUAUUGAAGAUGAUGAAUACACACCAUCGUCUUCUGGAACAAGAUUCCCGAUCAAGUGGACUGCCCCGGAAGCAGCCAUGUACCUGAGGUUCACAAUCAAGUCUGACGUGUGGUCAUAUGGUAUUCUCCUCGUGGAACUGACCACCCAUGGCCAAGUGCCUUAUCCAGGAAUGAACAAUCGAGAAGUGCUUGAACAAGUGCCCAAGGGAUACCGUAUGCCAAAGCCUGCGGACUGCUCCGUUCACAUGUAUGAGAUCAUGCUGCAGUGUUGGGACCGCAAGGAGGAACAACGUCCCACUUUUGAGUACCUUGAAUGCUUCUUUGAUGACUAUUUUGUGAGCACCGAGCCUAAAUACAAAGAAUCCAGUUGAAGUGUUUUUAUUUAAAAAAAAAAUCUUCCAUGUGCGGAUUAUUCAAGCAAAGACAUUUGUUUACAAUUAUGACAUGUAUUAAAGCUUAACAAUUAAGUACAUAAAUAACUUAAUCCAAAAAUUCACAGAUGUAAGCUUAAUUGGCCAUUAAUGUUUUGAGCAACCUGACCAAUGAUUUAACCCAUUUAUGCCAAGUGGACUCUCCCAUCCUUCUAAAUUGGAUCAAUUUAUUUCCAAAAUUAGAGAUGUGUAGUAUAUUUCUUUCUAUAUUUAGAAUAUUUCUUACAGAAAUUCCUUUAAGCAAACAGUGCAGACCCUGAUGAGACGAUGCAUCAUACGGCGUCUCAUCUGGGUCUACGCUGUUUGCCAAGGCCUUUUUUCUAGGCGCUAGGCAUAAAUGAUUUAGUGUUGUUUAACCAUGUAUUUUAAGUGAAGUGUCUGUUUUGAAAUCAAUAUGACAUUAAAUAUUUAAGAAAAUUAUAGAUGUAUAGUCUUUCAUGUUUCGAAUGCUGUAUUUUCUGUAUGUAAAAAAAAAAUUUGUUAAACUUUUAACAAUUAAAUUAAUAGAGCUGUGAAUAAAAGAAUCAUAAUAAUUAUUAUGUUCUGCAAUCUACUAACAUUUCAGUAAAUAUAUACAUGUAUUUCUCUUGUUUGUAAGUGGUACAAAUAAUUUUUUUAAGUAAUUUAUACAUGUAUUCUUGAAUGUAUUAUUCUCUUCAUUCUUGCAAUAUGCUGCUCAGUAUGCAAGGUGACAAGGCUUGGUGUUCAUUGUACUGUCAAUCCAUUAUUCUUGACUGAAAUAACAUAACGAUCAUCGUUCUUGGAAAACUGGGCUUAAUGCAUGCAGGUUAAUUUUAGACUGCACAGGCUUAUCUGAAUAGACACUUUCUGUCUCUCCUGGAUUUUCUAUUAGAAGGCACUUCCUGUAAACAAAAAAUACCAGGCAAGCAGACAUUGAUGUCCCUCAUAAGUCUGUGUUGACUGCACUGGCUUAUCUAGGAUGAUACUAUGCAUUUGAAUUAAGCCCAGUUUUUCCAUGACAUGGCUCUAAUGUUUAGGCUUAGGUGAAAAACAAAAACCAGUUGAAGAUAUUGGCAGUGUUAGUGACUUUAUGCGGACUCAUUUGUGCCAGUGUGUAUGUUAUGACAACACAGUAUUCAAACAUAUGUAUACUGUCCAGUGUUUACAAUGCUCCUUACAGAUAUCUUGACCACAGAUAUACUUUUUUUGAAGUGAUAAUUUCAAAUCAAACUUCGUUAAUGGUGCCCAAUUAAUUAUGUUUACAAAAAAUGGCUGGUUAAAUUUAAAACAGUUCAGCAGUAAAUUCAGUAAUUUAAAAUAUGAUUCUUUAGAAUAAAAAUGACUUUAACAUGAAACAUCACUGACAUUUGAUUUUGUCAGAAAGGUACUCAUUAAGAAUAUCACAUUGUUUUGUAUGAUAUUCUGGAUGUAUGGGUAAAUCUUGAUGUUUUUUAGGUAUUUGGCUAAUGCUUUUUUUCAAGUCAGGUCUACAGCGCUGUUUAAAUGUUAUUAUCAGCAACAUACCAAUAAAAUGAUGGUGUUUAAUUUUGGUCGUUCAUAUUAGUUUUCUAUAAGGACCUGUGUAAAGACUGGCCUGUUAGUUUUCAUUUAUUUGUAUCAUGCAUAUAGUGCCAUAGAUAGUCGCCAUGACUUGUUAGACCAUUUUCCAUUAACAAGGUUGGUUAACGUCAGACACAAGAACGAUUUUUGUGUGUACCAAGGUAUUUAGUUAACUACAUCUAUUUGAGCAUUUCUUUGUGAAAACUAGGACUGCACACGUUAACCUGCAGCAAUACUUGACCCACAUAACUAGGACUGCACACGUUAACCUGCAGCAAUACUUGACCCACAUAACUAGGACUGCACACGUUAAUCUGCAGCAAUACUUGACCCACAUAACUAGGACUGCACACGUUAAUCUGCAGCAAUACUUGACCCACAUGCAAUAAGCCUGGUCUUCCCAGAGCAGGGCUCAUAUGUAAAUUGAUGAUUUGUUAGUUUAGUUUAACAUGUAUCAUAUUGACAGUGAUAACUUUAAAAAUUUGGACACAAACUGUUGCUGUUCAAAUUUUUAUAAGCAACUCUGCUGGUACUGCUUACAUUAAUGGUCCCCUUUUUGCCAAACCUCUGCCUAUUUCCAUUGUUUAUGAUUUCCAUGAUUUAUUAUACCACCUUUUAUGAUUUCCAUGGUUGAUUAUACCGCCUUUUAUGAUUUCCAUGGUUUAUUAUACCACUUUAAAUGAUUUUCAUGGUUUCAUUGUUUAUUAUAUCUUCUGAGAUGAUUUCCAUGGUUUAUUAUACCACCCCAUAUGAUUUCCAUGGUUUAUUAUACCACCCCUUAUGAUUUCCAUGGUUAAUUAUACCACCCCAUAUGAUUUCCAUGGUUUAUUAAACCACCUCAUAUGAUUUCCAUGGUUAUUAAUACUUCAGCUAGAAGUGUUGGACUGACAUUAUUGGUUUGUCAAAAGAUCCGUCCUUUGAUCUGUCUGCAAAACUUUGUAAAGCCAAAUAUAAGUACAUUUCUGAAGCAAUUAUAUUCAAACUUAUAUUAUGUCAUCACCAAGUGUGGAUGUGCAGGACAUUUUUAACGUCCAGUGAUCCCCCCUGACUUAUUUGCCCUUGACCAUAAGUGACACAGAACUGCAGGGUUUUAGGUGCACAUCUGUGAAAAAGCUCUAGUAUACUUUAAUUUUUCGAGACUUUCCAUCCAAUUAUAUUCACAGGUGUAUUUGGCAAUGACAGAUUGUGCAACAAUGGACAAUUUUAACCAUUCUAUUUUAGGUCAAAAUCAUAUUAAAAGCAUAGUUUUUAAAGACUACAGACUAUAAGAACAGACUAUAAGAAUAAUACUUAAGUUUUUGCAAAUCAGAAGUGUACCAUUUACUGUAAUAUGAAAGUCUUUAUAAAUAAUAACAUAAGCAAUGGUUUCAUUGGUUUGUAUGACAAAAUCGUUAAAUUAUUUUUACUGCAAAUCCAAACUGGGUUUUGCCUUGUUGUUCACGAUUGCGUGUUUUAAUUUGCACAUAUAGCCUUUUAUCUUAUUAGGUAGCAAGUCUGGUGAAAUGUGAUUGAAAUCAAAUAUACUUAUAUACUUUUUUUGUAAGUUGAUUUGAAUAUAAAAUAUUGUUUGUGUAACAUAAUUGCAUUCCAUAGUAAUGUUAAUUUGUGAUUGUUUUCGUAUGCAAUCAAUAUAUAUGGAUUGUACAUUUAAUUAGAAUUAUGAUCUUGAUGUUUUACAUAUAAAUGUAAAAGCUAAUUGCUUUGUUACAUAGCAGAAGUGUUUUUGCGGAUUUCAUUAUCAUUUUAUUAACCAGGUUUUCCGAAGGAAAAAACUGGUUAUUAGAUUGGCGAAUGCGGGCGGGCUGGCUGGCUGGCGGGCUGGCUGGCUGGCGGGCUGGCUGGCUGGCUGGCGGGCUGGCGGGCUGGCGGAAUAAGCUUGUCCGGGCCAUAACUAUGUCGUUCAUUGUCAGAUUUUAAAAUCAUUUGGCACAUUUGUUCACCAUCAUUGGACGGUGUGUCGCGCGAAAUAAUUACGUCGAUAUCUCCAAGGUCAAGGUCACACUUUGAGUUCAAAGGUCAAAAAUGGCCAUAAAUGAGCUUGUCCGAGCCAUAACUAUGUCGUUCAUCGUCAGAUUUUAAAAUCAUUUGGCACAUUUGUUCACCAUCAUUGGACGGUGUGUCGCGCGAAAUAAUUACGUCGAUAUCUCCAAGGUCAAGGUCACACUUUGAGUUCAAAGGUCAAAAAUGGCCAUAAAUGAGCUUGUCCUGGCCAUAACUAUGUCAUUCAUUGUGAGAUUUUAAAAUCAUUUGGCACAUUUGUUCACCAUCAUGGGACGGUGUGUCCCACGAAAGAUUCACGUCAAUAUCUCCAAUGUCAAGGUCGCCACGACUAAAAAUAGAUUUAAAAAAAAAAAAAAACUUACAAAGGGGGUUAAUUUUUUUUGGUCAUUUCAAAAGUUCAGUUUGAGUUUUCUCCCUUUAUCAGAUUUUUUUUUCACAAUGAAAACCUGGUUUUGUGACAAUUUUGUCCCUUGUUUUUAUAUUUACUGGUAAUAAUUGUUCUUAACGUCAAAUGAUGAUGAUCUUUUGAGACUGAUGAAUCCCCAUUUGUAAUUCUAAGUACUGCAAAAUCAUGUUUAUCCGUUGGAAUUAAAUUUGUUUUUUUAUUAAAGAAUGACAAUCUUAUUAAUUUGUUGAUUUCUGACUUGGCAUUAAGGGUGAUAGCAAUUAGUGCUAAUCAUUACUAUUCUACCUAAACAAAGUAAAUGGUAUAGAUAGAGUUUUACUGCAUCAGUGUUUUACCAGAAAUUUGAAGUAUCAGAUCAAUACACAGUGUAAUUUACUCCCCUGUUUCUAGUAUAUGAAUUGCGAAACAAACGCAGGAUGUAUGCGUGGAUUAUGUUGGAUCUCAAUGUGAUACAUGCCUACCAUAUUUUUUCUCAAAAGAAAAGAAAGAUGUGAAAUACCCGGUACUUAUUUGUGGGGAUCUUAAUGUCUUGGAUUGGUUUACCCAUAAAAUGAACAAAAAAUAUCGCACAUAUAAUAAUAAUUUUGCAGGAUAUUUAUGUGUCAUUGUGAAAUCAUAUAUUUAAAAUUUUCAAUUGAUGUCCAUUGAGCAGCAAUUGCACAACUUCUGAUGUUUUAUACACUUCGCAAAAUUUAUAUGUACUUGAAUUUUCUAAAUGUUUAUUUUUUUGUAUAUUCCAUAUUUAUGAUAAGACAUGCGUCAGCUAUGAAUAUUUGAUUUAUACAUUCAUGGCAUUGUGUUCACACAAACAUGUUUUAGAGAACAAAAUGUUAAAGAAUAUCAUGUUUACCAUGUCACAGCAACAAUUUUUGUUUCAUGAAUUAUUGUACUAUUUAGUUUGUGCUGCUUUGAAACUUUGGUAUGUAAAAAAGGGUAAUAAAGCCAAAUGGUUCUUGUAUGACACAACUUUGCAUGGAAAGUUAGUGUCAGUUUAACCCUUUCAGUGCGGGAACCGAAUUUUGAAGGCCUUUGCAAACAGUUUGGAUCCAGAUGAGACGCCACAGAACGUGGCGUCUCAUCAGGAUCCAAACUGUUUGCUAUUCUGAUAAUAUUCUUUGAAAAAAAUCGAAGAAAAUGCUAAUUUUAGAAAUUCAGCAGACGACAUUUUAGCAGACGACAAAUUUCCGAGCAUGCAAAGGAUUAAGCCUUUUCCGCUCAGAGGCAUAAUUGAAAAUGGCUACAUGCAACCAGCAUAGAACAUGAACAGCCUGUGAGUCGCUGACAGGCUGUUAAGGUUUUAUGCUGUUUGCUGCUCAUAAGUAUCUUAGGUUUGGAAAUGAAGCCUUUAAAACUUGAAACUAGAAAGAAAGGUCAAAUAUUAAAUUUUAUUUUCUAAAGGACUACAGAUGCCUAGAACUGCAUAUCUUAGCUGAACAGUGUUUUAGAAAACCUCAUGCAUGCAACAUGAUUUUUGCUGGUUUAAUUCUGUCAGACCAGCACGUUAUUUUGCUCAAUGUAUUAAAUACUGCUUUCUUGAAGUACUGAAGUGCUGUGUUCCAUGUUAAACAAUGCAUUCUUUGAGUUUCAAAGCACCAUGUGUUUCAUUUAAAAAACUUCUAAAAAUUAACCAUGAGAUGACAUGCAUCAUGCGAAAAUGAGCCUAAUGCCAUAUAGGGCUGGUGUAUCCCCAGACCAGCGUGUGCAAACAUGCAGACUGGUUUAGAGCUAUCGUGUCUGCUUAUGAGACCAUGAAAGCUUGUGCAGGCUGGUUUGGAGCUACCCUGUCUGAGACUGAGUAUGAGACCUCAAAUGCUUGGCUGACUUAAUAUCAAACAGCUUUGCUCCUGAUCAGACUACUCGAUUGCACAGGCUUGUCUGAAGCCACCCUGACCCCAUAUGGCAUAAGACCCAUUUUCACAAGACAUUGUUCAAAAACAAAUUUACACUUCGCUUUCUAGGUUUUAUUUAAUUAGUUUUUUCUAUAUGACUUUGAAUGGCUUAUCUUAUAUUUUCUAUUAAAAUGUUUUUUUGCAUGUUUUAGAGAUACACAUUAAACUGUUAAUGUAAUUUAACCCAAUUUAACAGUCUUCCAAUGUGUAGCUAAUUGUUGCAAAUGUAUUACUUCUAUUCGAUUAGAUACAUGUGUUGUUGCUUUUUAAUAUUAUUAUGUAUUCUAUGCUCAUGGGGCCAUUUGUUACUAUAUUUCUUUUACAAUAAUCUGUACAUAAAUGAUGAUGCAUAUAUAUAUUUCAUAUAUUUACAUUCACUUGUUGUUACAAAUAUUCAGUAUUCAAUGCUAGAAAAAAAACUUAAAUGUAUAACUGUCUAACUAAUGUAAAUAAACUUUAAAAACAUUAAAA
Messenger RNA from Dreissena polymorpha, 8181 nucleotides. RefSeq names its product tyrosine-protein kinase SRK3-like. Gene Ontology annotation, cellular component: extrinsic component of cytoplasmic side of plasma membrane. Lineage: Eukaryota; Metazoa; Mollusca; Bivalvia; Myida; Dreissenidae. The record is from RefSeq and is a predicted model, not a curated record. Gene Ontology annotation, biological process: cell surface receptor protein tyrosine kinase signaling pathway; protein phosphorylation; innate immune response. Gene Ontology annotation, molecular function: signaling receptor binding; non-membrane spanning protein tyrosine kinase activity; ATP binding. The transcript is spliced from 12 exons. Bases 286 to 1833 code for a protein of 515 amino acids.